Messenger RNA from Exophiala oligosperma, 952 nucleotides. RefSeq lists its product as uncharacterized. The transcript has 4 exons. The record is from RefSeq and is a predicted model, not a curated record. Lineage: Eukaryota; Fungi; Ascomycota; Eurotiomycetes; Chaetothyriales; Herpotrichiellaceae. Bases 98 to 952 code for a protein of 284 amino acids.
GGAGCACAUAGGGUUAAGAACCGCAAGUAAAGGCGGCGCAUCUGGAAGUUUCUUUUAGAUGGCGCGCGAUCAUUAGUGAUAAGCCUUCGCGGACUAAAUGAAGUCUGCCCUGUGUGUUCCACUUGACAACCCUGCCCAAAGCUAUGGAAGGAGAACCUACUUAUUCUUCGUCGGCUCGACCAAAUCAGCUCUCGAGCAUUACGGUGCACAGUAUAAAACUGGGAAGGCGAAGGCUGACCUUGAAAAGAUGAUGGGAGUGGAAAUGCCCUCAGAAAUCGACUUCAGUGCGUAUAAAGCCUCGAAAAGAGGCGAGCCGAUCGCAGAGACCAAGUCAAACAAGUCAGCUAGUGACCACGAUACAUUGGCGAAGGACAAUCCACAAGACUCAUUCGAAGAGGUGAACCUUGAGAACGGAAAUACGGUUGAUGAUGCUACGAAGCUACUCAACGAGCGGACGAAAGGUCGCAAGUAUGGUUGGUCUCCUCGCGUUACACCGUGCUGCGUCCGUCUACCAGGUAGAUGGAGUCAGCAAUGGAGUAUCCUGCCUGCUUAUUGUGAAGAUUCGGUCCAGAUGUCUACAGACGUGGACCGAGAAGACAAGGAUGAAGUGUUGUCCUCCAAAGCCAAACCAGCGGCUAGUGAUCCGGCCGUCAGUAUCCAUCAGACGAAAGGAGCGUUACAUGGUUUCACCGUCAGGCACAUCUGCAGGCGUGACAUGCUACGACGGAAAUCGGAACAGCUGAAAGGCAUGCCCGUUUUGGAAGUGAGAACUCCUACCAUGAAGAAGAUUGUUCUCCCGUUCAAACAGCGUCUGAAGCCAGGAAACGGCAACUUCUGCACGAUCAUCCAUGCCAUCCCCCGAAUGAUUGCCCGGAUCAACAAGUCUGCACAUGUCGCGCUUAACGCCACGUCUGCUGCUACCAACCUGGAGAAGCUCAGCAUGUCUGAAUAA